This is a messenger RNA of Caenorhabditis angaria, 2233 nucleotides long. NCBI's taxonomy places the organism in Eukaryota, Metazoa, Nematoda, Chromadorea, Rhabditida, Rhabditidae. The record is from the annotation of a GenBank genome assembly.
AUGAAUGUUUUGAAUGGUGUUUAUUGUGGAUUAUUUGGAAUAUCUCUCGGAUUGUUUUCGAUUCAAUUUUAUUAUAGAUAUCUAGUUUCUAUCGGUAGUCCGCGACUUAAAACAUUCCGAAAUUGGAAUAUAUGUUUAUGGAUGUUGAUUCCUUUCGCUGAUGGAGUUAUUUGGUUCUUAACCACUUAUUUUCUAGAUGCGCCAAGUGAUUCAAAAAACAAUCAUAUCAAAGAGUAUUUGGAAAGAACUAUCGAGAUAAAAAUAGAAAAUAUUGUAUACCUCGGUUCUUAUUUUUAUCCAAUCGAUGAAAAAACCGGAAAAAAUUGUAUUGAUUCAAAAUCUGCUUUUGCAGUUAUUAUAAUGAACUCAACAUUACUAAUAUCAUUCUCAAUCAUAAUAUACUUUGGCAUAAAAUGUUAUCGCUCUCUUCGGAAUAACAUGAGAAAAAUGACUUCGCAAAAAUACAAAGGAAUUCAAGUUCAACUAUUCUAUGCUUUAGUGUGUCAAACAACAAUUCCAGUACUACUUUUACAUCUUCCAGUUGUCACAACUUUUCUUUGCAUAGUUUUUGAUAAGGAUAUUGGAUUGAUGAGUGGAAUUGUCACUAUUUCAAUUGCACUUUAUCCAAUGAUCGAUCCAAUUCCCAACUUUUUUUUCAUAAAAAACUAUCGAAACGCAGUUUUUGGAAAGUUUUCUGAAAAAUUAAACAAAAACAAUUGUUUGUUUUUUACAGAAUUUCUAACAGAAUGCAGGGCCACCAAAUUGCGAAGAAAAAUCAACGCAACAAUGAGAAUGGUCAAUACUUAACUUUUUACUUAAUACUUAAUACUUAAGUCUUAACUUAUUUGAAAUUUAAUUUUAUAUUGAUAAACUGUUAAUAAAAAUCGAAUGUAAAAUAUUAUAAUCAAAAAAUGACAAGAAUAGUUGUCGAUGUUCACAUUGGCUGAGAAAAUGUCACAUUUUGGUAACCUUUAAAUCUUGCACAAAAUGUUCGUAUUUCGAGAAAUUUUCGGAUCUUUGUUUAAUAAUCGGUUCUUCUCAUAUUGAGCCCCAAAAAAUGUUCUGUAAGUUCACUAGUAGAUUUUACUGUAAAACCCACGGGAAAACUUACCAAGCAGAAAACAAGUUUUGUUUUUCAGUUUUUUUUUCUUUCGUUCAAAGAUGAAUGGAAAUUCUUGGAAUAUUUUCCAGCAUCGAACUCAAAUAAUAACCAGUAUUUAUGCUGUAAUUAUCAAUUUAAUUCUAAUAAUCCUGAUCCUGACAAAAUCUGCAAAAAGUCUUGGAGCCUAUAAAUAUUUAUUGUUGUACUCUGCAACAUUCGAAAUAGUUUACGCAGUUACCACAUUUUUUGUUGAGCCAAGUUUUUUUUGUUAUGGUUCUGCAUUUAUGCUUUUCAUUGAUACAAGAACCUCUUUAUUCACACCAAUGAUAAUGAAUAUUCUAAAUGGUGCCUACUGUGGAUUAUUUGGUGUCUCACUUGGAUUAUUUUCACUAUUGUUUUACUACAGAUAUCUUGUUUCUGCUGUUAGUCCACUUGUUGCAACAUUUCGUACAUGGAAAAUUUAUCUAUGGAUGUUGAUUCCAUUUUUGGAUGGUGUGAUUUGGUUUUUGACUAGUUAUUUUCUCGCUUAUCCAAGUAGUUUGAAAGACAAUCAUAUCAAAAGAUAUUUGGAAAUUCAUUUUGGAGUAAGAAUUGAGGAUGUUGUAUAUCUUGGUUCAUAUUUUUAUCCAGUUGAUGAAAAAACCGGCAGGAAUUUUAUUGAUCCAAAAUCUGUUCUUGUAUUUGUUAUUAUGAAUUCAACAUUGGUGGUUUCAUUGUCUAUCAUAAUAUAUUUUGGAACGAAAUGCUAUAAAAAUCUGCGAAGUGAUAUGAGAAGAACAAAAUCACGUAAAUUUAAAGGAAUACAAGCUCAAUUAUUUCUUGCUUUGGUGUUUCAAACAAUAAUUCCAGUGGUCCUUUUACAUAUUCCAGCUCUUACAAAUUUCAUUUGUAUUAUUUCUGACCAAGAUAUCGGAUUUAUAAAUGGAAUAGUCACUAUUUCAAUUGCACUUUAUCCGGUUGUCGAUCCAAUUCCCAACUUUUUCUUCAUAAAGAAUUUUCGAAAUACAAUUUUCAGUAAGUUAGGUAAUUCGAUGCUUAGAUUUAGAUGUUUUUACAGAGUUCAUUACUGGAUGCUGCUUCACAAAAUUGCAGAGAAAUAUUAGAUCUGCCAUACAAAUAAUCAAUUCAUAA